AUGCGUAGAAAUUCCACUACAGAUUUAUUCCCAAGAAUAGAUAGAAACGAUGAUCGUGAUCGAAGACAACUAGAUGUACAAAAUCCAAAUCUAACUAUUCACCAAUGGCUUGGUGGUCAUCAACCAAAUAUUGAUCCUACGACCAAUUCAUCUAGAAGAGAACGACGUUCCACUUCAUUUGAUAGUACUUCAUCUAACCCAAGACAACGAACCGUACUGCCUUAUCUUCAAAAUCCAAGAUGGAAUGGUCCGUCAAGAAAUAAUGUUAGACGAAUAGGAAUAACUAUAGAAAGCACAUUAUAUCGUUCUGGAAUAUCUCGAGCAAUAUCUAUGUCUACAAUUGAUCCUUCAAGUCCGCCGAAUUCACGGCGCCCUUCGAUAUCAGUAAAUCUUUACAUUGAUCAAGAAAAUCUUCCCCCCAUUGUCUCAUCACCAUUACCAUCUCCAAAUGUUUCUUCAAAAGAUCAUUACUGUUCACUGAAAUUAAAUUGUUUAUUACCAGAUACUGAUAAAAAACAAAUAAAUCAUAUUCGUCAAAUGAUUCCUGAUGGAUUUGAAAAAUUAGUUCCUGUAUUCGUUAAAUUACAAGUUCUUAUUGUUCCAGAAAGUUUUCUUGAAAUAAAUAAACAUCGAUUGACAAAUAAACAAUUAAUCGAACGAUGUCGAUUAAUAAUAUCAAUGAGAAAAGAUGAACACUGUAUUUUAUAUCAACAACACGUUCAACGUUUAUAUGGAAAUGGUCAGUUAGAUAAUAAUUCAACUCUCUCAUAUGAAGGACAAUUAACAUUACUUGAAACUUAUAAAGAUCAAAUUGAAUAUGAAUUAAAUAAAAGAAUUAAACAUUGGAAUUCAAUACCAAUGAUAUCUUCAACAGCAAAAACAAAUACUCCUGACCAUGUUUCUUUAUCUGAUAGACUAUCAUCUAAUCAAAAAUCAUCGAAAAAUAAUCAUUUAAUUAGAUUGAAUAGCGAUGAUGAUUUAUUAAAUAUUUCAACAUCGGAUAAUCUUGAUUAUCAAUGGAAAAAAAAAUCUGUUGUUUUUGUUAUCGAAAAAGGAAUGGAUUUAUUUCGUAAAGUUACAUCAUUAUCUUUCUCGGUCUUAACAAAUAUUCAUUCGAAUGAACAACAUACUACACCUGAAUCUUAUAAACAAAAUCUUGUUAAAGAAUUUAAGCAAUGGUUAUAUCUAUGGUCUACUCUGUAUACAAAUGAUAAUCAUAUCAAUUAA
Messenger RNA from Adineta steineri, 1227 nucleotides. NCBI's taxonomy places the organism in Eukaryota, Metazoa, Rotifera, Eurotatoria, Adinetida, Adinetidae. The record is from the annotation of a GenBank genome assembly.